Messenger RNA from Daktulosphaira vitifoliae (grape phylloxera), 656 nucleotides. RefSeq lists its product as uncharacterized. The coding region runs from base 78 to 527 and encodes 149 amino acids. The transcript is spliced from 2 exons. The record is from RefSeq and is a predicted model, not a curated record. NCBI's taxonomy places the organism in Eukaryota, Metazoa, Arthropoda, Insecta, Hemiptera, Phylloxeridae.
AAAAAAAAACACAUCAUAGUAAAACCAAUACCUUCUCAGCUUCGCAUCGAAGCUAAAAUAACAAAAAUCAUUUCAUAAUGAGUCCUUUGUUGGGGAGAAUAGGAGAUAUUUUUGACAAAUUAAAUGAACGAACUCUAUCACGUUAUGAUCUAUCUACCUACACUUGGAUACUUAAAACUAUAUAUUCAUUUUCUAAUAGAAUAAUAGGAUUUAUAAAUUAUGAAACUGAGUUAUAUUGUGAAUAUGCAUCUUAUAAUGAGAACUAUUUAUGGGAUGAAUGGAUUCAAGAAUAUAAUGCCAUUAUAAAACAUGACGAAAAAUUAGUAUUUUUAAAGUUUUUAACCAGAAAAUGUAAUGAUUAUAUCAAAACUAUAAUUAUAGAAUAUUAUUUUCAACUGGGAUUUAAAUAUGAUCCAAUUACUGAAGAAACAUUUUUACCAUCACUAAAUGUGUUAAUUAUACAAGAAUUGGAACUUAAAGCAAUCGAUGAAGAACCUACAACGCUAAUUCAAAUAGAAAAUCAUUAAAUGUUGUAAUAAAAUUAAUUUUUUUCUACAUUAUUGUUAUAUAUUUGUUAUACAUUAUUGUUAAGCAUAAUUUACUUUAUUACUUAGUAAUUUUAUAAAUUAUUAUUAAAAUUAAAUGUGAAUUGUGUA